Molecule: messenger RNA, 870 nt
Organism: Phytophthora nicotianae INRA-310
Lineage: Eukaryota; Oomycota; Peronosporomycetes; Peronosporales; Peronosporaceae
Exons: 6
Coding region: 1-870 (289 amino acids)
Biological process (GO): protein maturation
Cellular component (GO): endoplasmic reticulum membrane
Source: RefSeq, a predicted model, not a curated record
AUGCCCAUAUCCGGUGCCGUCAAGAUCCAAUCGCGAUGCCCCACUUGGCUCGGUCUAUCUGCACUGGAUUUCCACUUUGCGUCCCAACCGCUGCCAUUGCCGCUCGGUUGGCACGCAUUGCAAGCCCCGCCGAUCAUGAAUCGUCUUGCUGUAGCAGUCACAAUUGGUGCCAUCCAGCAGAUUGCCUUGCAGAUCUUCAUUCUGUUUACGGGCAACUACAACUUCUUCAACUUCCUGUUCAUCUGGAACUGCGCAUCGUCGAAGCUUCCAGUGACGGGAAGAACGCUGCACCGCCGUCUAAAACCGUGCUUGAAUGGCGACGAUACGUUCUCCAUUGCCUCAACGAGAUCCGCAUCACGUGCUGCGCAGUCGAAGAAGAUCGGGCUCAGUUCGAUGGGCCAACCCAACGACGUCGCUUACAAGGUGAAUGGCGCUCGUACAGUCGGUCGGAGCUACGACAAUGUCGUGCAGAUGCUGCAGACGCAGACCAGACCGCUCAGCAUCCAGUUCUUCUGCUUGGGCAAUGACGGCGUGCUGAAACAGAAGGAGCAGACUCGGGGUCCGAGAAUUCGAAUCCAGGUGGAGAUGCCCAAGGAAAUGGUGCUCGCCAUGCGGCCGGACUUGUGCAGUGCCGUGAAGUGCAAGAACAACAAUGUCAUUGUCGCUAUUCGCAAGAAACGCUUCCAUUUGCUGCUAACCGACCAUGACCGUUUGCUGUUUGUCAAUAAGGACACUAACUUAUUAGAGGAUGAGAUCAUGUGUUCCCUGAUCGUGACGGUGAGCUCGCGCUCCAAGUACCAAGCGCUCACGAUUUCCACGCUCAAGACGGACUAUGUGCUGAUUGACAACUUCAUUAGACCGGACAUCUAG